AUCCAGCGAUCUAUAGAUCCAUCUAUCUACCGAUUCAGCGAUGUACCAAUCCAGGAAUCUACAGAUCCAGCAAUCUACGGAUCCAUCGAUCUAACGAUCCAGUGAUCUACCGAUCCAGCGAUCUAUACAUAAAUUGAUCUACCGAUCGAGCGAUCUAUAGAUCCAUCGAUCUACAGAUACAUAGAUCUACUGAUCCAACAAUCUACAGAUCCAGCAAUCUACGGAUCCAUCGAUCUACCGAUCCAGCGAUCUAGAGAUAGAGCUAUCUACAGAUUCAGGGAUAUACCGAUCCAGCGAGGUGUAGAUCCAUCGAUCUAUCGAUCCCGUGAUGUAUAGAUCAAUGGAUGUAUCGAUCCAGCGAUCUAUAGAUCCAUGGAUGUACAUGUCCAUAGAUCUACUGAUCCAGCAAUCUACAGAUCAAGCGAUAUACGGAUCCAUCAAUCUAUAGAUCCAUCGAUCUACCUAUCCAGCAAUGUACAGAUCCAGCGAUCUACCGAACCCGCAAUCUAUAGAUCCAUCGAUCUACCGAUCCAGUGAUCUAUAGAUCCAUCGAUCUACGGAUCCAUCGAUGUACCGAUGCAGCGAUGUACAGGUCCAGGGGUCUACACAUCCAGCGAUUUAUAGAUCUAUUGAUCUACGGAUCCAUCGAUCCAGCGACCUAUAGAUCCAUCGAUCUACCAAUCCAGCGAUCUAUAGAUCUAUCGAUCUACGGAUCCAUCGAUCUACCGAUCCAUCGAUCUCCCGAUCCAGCGAUGUAUAGAUCCAUCGAUCUACCUAUCCAGCAAGCUAUAGAUCCAUCAAUCUACGGAUCCAUGGAUCUACCGAUCCAUCGAUCUCCCGAUCCAGCGAUCUAUAGAUCCAUCGAUCUACCUAUCCAGCAAGCUAUAGAUCCAUCGAUCUACGGAUCCAUCGAUCUACCGAUCCAGCGAUCUAUCGAUCCAGCGAUCUAUAGAUCCAUCGAUCUACAGAUCCAAAGAUCUACUGAUUCAGUAAUCUACGGAUCCAUCGAUCUAAUGAUCCAGCGAUCUACCGAUCCAGCGAUCUAUAGAUAAAUCUAUCUACCGAUGCAGCGAUGUAAAGAUCAAUCGAUCUACAGAUCCAUAGAUGUACUGAUCCAACAAUCUACAGAUCCAGGAAUCUACGGAUCCAUCGAUCUAGCGAUCUAGAGAUCGAGCUAUCUACAGAUCCAGGGAUAUACCGAUCGAGCGAUCUGUAGAUCUAUCGAUCUACCGAUCCAGCGAUCUAUAGAUCAAUCGAUGUAUCGAUCCAGCGAUCUAUAGAUCCAUCGAUAUACACGUCCAUAGAUCUACUGAUCCAGCAAUCUACAGAUCAAGCGAUAUACGGAUCCAUCGAUCUACCGAUUCAGCGAUCUAUAGAUUCAUCAAUCUACCUAUCCAGCAAGCUAUAGAUCCAUCGAUGUACCGAUCCAUCGAUCUACUGAUCCAGCGAUCUACAGGUCCAGCGAUCUACCGAUCCAGCGAUCUAGCGAUCGAGCAAUCUAUAGAUCUAUCGAUGUACGGAUCCAUCGAUCUACCGAUCCAGCGAUCUACCGAUCCAGCGAUCUGCCGAUCAAGGAAUCUAUAG
Porites lobata is the source of this 1584-nucleotide messenger RNA. The record is from the annotation of a GenBank genome assembly. NCBI's taxonomy places the organism in Eukaryota, Metazoa, Cnidaria, Anthozoa, Scleractinia, Poritidae.